CCGUUCGUUUCUCCUCAUCGGAAUCUGUUGCCUGGUCUGGUCAAUAAAUUAAACGCCGAGUGCUGCAACUAAAAGGAAAAAGUGAUCUGCGAGUUGAACACUGGAGUUUGUGAGAAUGUCGGAGGAUUUCUUAGCAGUGCACCACUGCUCUACAUCUGCGCGGAUGGGGUAGCAGUGAAGGGCACAUAUUGUGGAAAAUUCUUAUUAUUGUCUUUUUUUUUCGUUGAAAUUUUUAAGCUUUUUUAAAGGCUUAUUUAUACAGAUGUGUUCAUAAAAAUAUUAGUGCAACAGAAGCCAAGCCAUAUACAUACGUAGUUUGAUCGUGAAGCUUAGAGUCAAAGACAUGACCGGAAGAAACUUUACAAAGCAACUUAAAAUGGCCCUUCAAAACGACGUAAUUUUCCGGGCUAUAUUCUGACUAAAUUGUAAUAAUACUAAAAGUGUUUUAUGGGUGCCAUCAAAAUAACUCAAUUAUAGUCACUUUUUGUACUCAAGGAAAAUGCCAAUACCUUAUCUCCGAACUAAAUGCAUACCGAUAUUAUAAUUUGUAAGCGCACACACUAUUUGCAAACAAUACUUUAGCAUCAGCAUUUGCUAUAAGUUCAUUAGAAUUUUGCACUUAUCAAUUUUCCCAAUAACUAUUUUCAAAUUUGCAGUCUCAGCGAAGUGGGUGCCAAGUUAAAUCAUAUAAAUUCGCGGUUUUAGGGGGAGCAUUCAUCAGUUUCCUACAAGCAUCCUAUAACAGUCUUAGCAUGGCAUCUCAAAAGCUCCAUUCGUUGCUCCUCAUCGGAAUCUGUUGCCUGGCACUGGUCAACAAAUCCAACGCCGAAUGCUGCACUUCCAAGGAGGAAGUGAUCUUCAAGAUGGACAGGGGAGACUGCGAGGAUGUCGGAGGACAUGGAGACGAUCCGCACCGCUGCCGAAUCUUAAUCUGCGCGGAUGGGGUAGGCCUGCACGGCGCAUAUUGUGGCAGGGGUCCUUGCAACGUUUUCGGCUGCAACUGCGAUGGCGGAUGUCUGACUGGCGACUGGAGCCGAAGUUUCGUGCAAAACAACAGAUACAAUGGAAUCGAAAUUCUUGAAGUUACCAGGAUCCCCUUGUAA
Molecule: messenger RNA, 1103 nt
Organism: Drosophila ficusphila
Lineage: Eukaryota; Metazoa; Arthropoda; Insecta; Diptera; Drosophilidae
Product: protein Diedel-like
Exons: 1
Coding region: 753-1103 (116 amino acids)
Source: RefSeq, a predicted model, not a curated record